Plasmodium inui San Antonio 1 is the source of this 255-nucleotide messenger RNA. Its product is annotated as DNA-directed RNA polymerase I, II, and III subunit RPABC1. The transcript is spliced from 2 exons. The record is from RefSeq and is a predicted model, not a curated record. Gene Ontology annotation, molecular function: DNA-directed RNA polymerase activity; DNA binding. Gene Ontology annotation, cellular component: RNA polymerase III complex; RNA polymerase I complex; RNA polymerase II, core complex. NCBI's taxonomy places the organism in Eukaryota, Apicomplexa, Aconoidasida, Haemosporida, Plasmodiidae. Gene Ontology annotation, biological process: DNA-templated transcription. The coding region runs from base 1 to 255 and encodes 84 amino acids.
AUGGAAGACCCCAUCACGAGGUUCUACAAAUGCAGAAAAACCUGCUGUGAGAUGCUCGAGGACAGGGGAUACAUCAUAACACCCAGGGAGAAGAUGGAAAACUUUGCCACCUUCAAGGAACAGUUUGAGGAAAAUGAAAAGCUACGAUCCAGAAUGACUAUCAUCACAAGUCAUAAGAACGACGCGAACAACAAAAUUAUAGUUUACUUCGCAGAUGAAACUAAAAAAACAGGAGUCAAACCUUUGAGAGAGUAA